This is a messenger RNA of Penicillium cinerascens, 3369 nucleotides long. Its product is annotated as TMCO4 family protein. The transcript is spliced from 2 exons. Bases 1 to 3369 code for a protein of 1122 amino acids. The record is from RefSeq and is a predicted model, not a curated record. Lineage: Eukaryota; Fungi; Ascomycota; Eurotiomycetes; Eurotiales; Aspergillaceae.
AUGACCGCUGCAGGUGUCACCGUCGGCGGCACCUCCGACCAGCCCCCUAGCUCCCCGUCGAACACGCCACAGCCGUCGUCUGCGAGCGCCUCCGAAGAAAGCUCCGAGAAUGAAAAGGCAAGCAUAAAGCCGAUGGGCAUGGGAACAACCUCGCCACAAAAUGCAAGUGCACAAGGAUCGAAGGAGACACCUGAGGAACUCGAUGACUUCGGCCUGCCCAUUCGACCACGCUCGAGACCCGUGGGAUCCUCCAAUGAUUCCCCCGACAGAGGCACCCAUUCCAGAGCUGAAAAUGCACCUGCCGGCGCCGAAGCUGAGCAGCAACCCACAAAUGAUGUGGAGACGGUGAUAGAAGCAUCUCAGGAGAUGUCGGAGAAGUCGGACACUGGAAAGACAGAAAAAUUCGAGCAACAAGAAACACAGCCGGCCAAAAAGCCGGAACCUCAAGAUGAUCAAUCUACGUCUGCCGAGAACCCUUCUGAGCCGUCUGAUCCUCCGCCUCCUUAUCGAACCUCGACAUCAAAGCCACGGAAUGCCGAGAUCUCCGAAUGGUCACACAUGCGAUUGGCCCAGUCCAAUGACGCACACGAGGAGAGCGAAGAGGAAGAGGACAACCACGGAGAUUGGAAGGCAAUGCCCGCCCUCGGGGAAUUCGACUACUAUGACGACUAUGGACGACUAAUUGCCCGUGGUGCCGAAGCGGAGGACAACGAGGCCGUAUACCAGGGACUAGGUGGCGCAGGGCGGGGCUACACUCGAGUGCAGCUUGAUGAAGAUGCCCAGUCUGCCACUAGUCUGGAUGAAGACACAAGCUAUCUUUUCCGAGAAACGGGUGGUAACCAGGCUGGUCUGGAAGGCGAGGAACUUCGGGAUUCCGUCAGCCAACUCCAAGCCACCAAGGACUUUCUCAACGAGACACAAAAGAUCGCCUAUGUAGGCGUAGUCCGACUUGCGAUCCACGAGAUGAACAGUGAGGUGGCAAAGAUUCCCACGACAAAGUCAAAGUCCACGAAGAAAACUAUCCACAAAGCCGUGGAUGGCAUGCGAAAAUGGGGCCAGGCCAUGAUGGGACGCUUAUAUAUGCAUAUGGAUAUCAGUUCUGCCGAGCAAAUCAUGAUUGAACAGCUUGCUGAUCACGGCGUGCACCCUGGAGAUCUGAUCCGGCCGUUGAUGCAAAACGCUCGCGUCAAGAAUCCAAUGGCGGAGGAUGAACCGAAGACAUCUACAUCUUCUGUUGCAUCCCCCACAACGAAGAAUGAACCUCGGUCGAGAUUUUCAACAGAGACCGAGGUAUCUGAACUCGGGUCUCCUCCGCCAUAUGAGGUCCACGAAGGCGAGGAACUCCCAGAGGUCCGGACACCCUCUCAAAUGCCUACAUCAGAUCGAAUCGAUAUUGAUCUUCGAUGGACUGUUCUUUGCGACUUGUUCCUUGUGCUCAUUGCAGACUCCGCGUACGAUGCUCGGUCAAGAGCACUUCUGGAAAGAGUCGGAGCAGCCAUGGAUGUAACGUGGCUUCAGAUAUCACGAUUUGAAAAGCGUGUUACAGAUGCCCUCGAAAUGCAAGAACAGUCAGAGAAGGAAUCCUGGGACGAGUCUGAUCAUAUGGAGAACCGCCGGAAGAUGGCUCUCAAGCGGAGAUACAUGGUUAUGGGAUUGGCGACAGUGGGCGGUGGACUCGUUAUCGGUCUAUCCGCCGGUCUGCUAGCCCCCGUCAUCGGCGCUGGUCUCGCUGCCGGUUUGACCACAGUGGGAAUCUCCGGAACCAGUGCGUUCCUGGGUGGUGCUGGCGGUACGGCUGUGAUCGCAUCCACCGCUUCAUUGAGCGGUAGCGUUAUCGGCAUGAGGGCUUCGAAGCGGCGAACUGGCGCAGUCCAAACAUUCGAAUACCGUCCUUUACACAAUAACAAGAAGCUCAAUCUGAUCGUUACGGUAUCAGGCUGGAUGACUGGCAAGGUUGAUGAUGUCCGGCUGCCAUACAGUACCGUGGAUCCAAUCAUGGGCGAUAUCUACUCUGUUUUGUGGGAGCCCGAGAUGCUUCUCAGCAUGGGUGAUACGAUCAACAUUCUUGCAACUGAGGCAUUGACUCAGGGCCUGCAACAAGUGUUGGGUAGUACCAUCUUGAUGGCUUUGGUGGCUUCUUUACAGCUACCUCUAGUCCUUACUAAACUCGCCUAUCUGAUCGACAACCCAUGGAACGUUUCGCUAGCCCGUGCCCACUCCGCAGGUCUAGUUUUGGCCGAUUCCUUGAUAGAUCGAAACCUCGGAAACCGGCCCGUCACAUUGCUCGGUUUCUCCCUGGGUGCACGGGUCAUCUUCUCGGCUCUGAAAGAGUUGGCUGAAAAGGGUGCUCUUGGCCUUAUUCAGAAUGUGUAUCUGUUUGGGUCACCCGUCGUGGCUAACAAGGACGACUACCUCAAGAUCCGCAGCGUGGUGGCUGGGCGAUUCGUGAAUGGGUACUCCAAGAACGAUUGGAUCCUGGGAUACCUCUUCCGGGCUACGAGUGGCGGUAUCAUGCGGGUGUCUGGCCUGGGGCCAAUCGAGGGUAUCCCGGGCCUGGAGAAUUAUGACCUGACAAGUUUGGUCAACGGCCACAUGGACUAUCGCGCUGCUAUGCCUCGUAUUCUGAGAGAGGUCGGCUGGGAAGUACUCGAGGAUGAAUUCGCCGAGAUCGAGGAUCCGGACCCAGAUAACCACGCCGAGCGCCAGCGCGAACUGAUUCGUGAAAUCGAUGAAGCUCGCCGAGAGGCAGAGUUGAAACCGGAGAAGAAGCGAUUCGGUCUUUUCAAGCGUGGCAGGAUGGCCGAAAAGAAAUCCUGGGAGACAUACGCCGUCGACCGAAACUCGGGGUCUCGUGACUCCAGCGAAGCAACAAGUGCGCCGGGCUCUGUACUGUUCGAUAUUGAAGCUAUUCGAGCCGAACUGGCAUCGGAAGCGAUCGAAGUCAAGCAGCUUGAGUCAACUCUUCCUCCGAUGAAGCUCAAUCUGAACCCAUCGACGGAGUCGACUCCCGCGACUCCAAUUGAGAAGGCUUCGAACGCUUCCGAGCUCGAGCUCGAGCCCGAGCCGUCUUCUAUGCCUCGAACUGCAUCCGAGCCGAAACUCAAUACCGGUGGUAUAUCCCCUCGCGACCCCAAGGAAUCUUCUAUAUUACCGAAAGAGGAACCGGUCGAAAUGACCUUUGAUACCUCCUUCCACGAACCCCUUCAAGCCCAGUCUGAGCACCCCGUUCGGCCGGAAUUGCGGUCUUCCACUACGAUGCCCACGAACAUCGGCUCUACUGCGGUCGGAGCCAUGGCCCUGGAGCCUAAUGCCUGGGCUGAUGAUGAGCAUGGACACGGCGAUGGGGAGAUUUCCAUGACUUUUGAAUAA